UCGUUCUGGAACCUCCAUCCAAUCACAACAUCGCAAAGUUCAGCUGCGGAAGAGAGAUGGCUGAACUUAGAUAGCCCUGUGUUUGGGAAUAUCUUCACCAUGGAUCUUCUCCGUAGGAAAGAGGGAUGCGAAGGACGACUGCUUGUCCUUGCAGUAGUGUUCUGGUGGUGUUUAGGAUCUGUGAGCUGUUUCGGACAGAACCUAGACAGCGAGUUCACGUUUCUGCUACAAGCCGGAAGAUCCGAGUGUUUCUUUCAAACAGCAAUAAAGAAUGGUACGAUGGAGGUCGAAUAUCAGGUGAUAGCAGGUGCUGGUAUGGAUGUAGACUUCACCAUCAUCUCUCCAGAAGGCAUCCACCUCAUCUUUGAGUCUCGGCGCUCUGACGGAGUCCACGUGGUGGAGCCUACGGUGGAGGGAGACUAUGAAAUCUGCUUUGACAACAGCUUCAGUCGCUUCUCAGAGAAGAUGGUGUUCUUCGAGAUCAUCAUCGAGGGUCAAGGAGGAGAUGUGGGUGGAGAUGAAGAGUGGCUGGGAGUAGAGGAGCCCGAUGGAAGCCUCCUGGAGUACAAGCUGGAGGACAUCCGGGAGUCCAUGGACUCUCUGCACAGACGCUUGGAGCGCAGCCGGCAGAUGCAGACGGUGUUGCGGGCUUUUGAGGCACGGGAUCGAAACCUUCUGGAAGACAACCUGUGGAGGGUCUCAUUCUGGUCCUGUGCCUGUGUACUGGUGAUGCUGUGUGUGGCCCUUACCCAGGUUUACACUGUCCGUAAACUGUUCGACGAUAAGCGGAGGGUCUGCACAUAGACAGAUUAUUUUGCAGGAGAACAAUCCAAUACAAGAUGUUUGGCUGGUUACCCAUUCAGACUAUGCUCCACUAUGUUCCAUUUAGUCUCCAUGAAUACCAGCAUUCAACAUCCGUGUUAGUGGAUCUUUUUUACUUUGAAAAUGUUGUUUUAGAUCGGUUUGUGAGCAAUAAUUAAAUAUGAUUUGAUCAUGAAGGGUAGCCAGGUGAGGAAAUUCAAAUUGGUUAUUUCUAUUUAUUUGUUUAAAAAAAUCACGCCGACUUAUUGGGACUUUAGCUUAUUCACCGUAAUCCCAGAGUUAGAUAAGUCCAUACAUACCCUUCGAAUCUCCAUGCGUGUUGAUAUAACUGUAACUCUGUCCGACGGCUCCACCAGUAGCUUAGC
Molecule: messenger RNA, 1187 nt
Organism: Perca flavescens (yellow perch)
Lineage: Eukaryota; Metazoa; Chordata; Actinopteri; Perciformes; Percidae
Gene: tmed1b
Product: transmembrane p24 trafficking protein 1b
Exons: 5
Coding region: 100-804 (234 amino acids)
Source: RefSeq, a predicted model, not a curated record